Molecule: messenger RNA, 636 nt
Organism: Uranotaenia lowii
Lineage: Eukaryota; Metazoa; Arthropoda; Insecta; Diptera; Culicidae
Exons: 1
Coding region: 1-636 (211 amino acids)
Molecular function (GO): nucleic acid binding; RNA-DNA hybrid ribonuclease activity
Source: RefSeq, a predicted model, not a curated record
AUGCUCGAACAAACGCUUGAAGAUUUAAAAGGACCGGCCUUGUUAGUCGAAACUUUAGAGAUUGCUCAAAAGUUCAAUACAGCUUUCCAGUGGAUCCCGAGUCACGUGGAUAUCGAAGGCAACGAAAUUGCAGAUCAACUGGCGAAUAUGGGGCUGUCGGACAAUGCUCCUAUUCUAGAAAAUCAGCUCUUGUUAAAAGAUGCCUUUAACAAGUUCGAAUCCCAGGCACUUCAAAACACCAAAUCGUGGUUCCAAGAAUAUAGCGACACAGACGGUAACCUAAAAGGAAAAACAUUUAGGAAAAUUUACCCUGAAUACUUACCAACGCCUUGGUAUCAUAAAAGACAGCUGGAGGGAAAUGAGAUACGCCUGAUAAACCGACUGAUGACAGGACACGAUUAUUCCAAAUACUGGCUCGGAAUUAUGAAAAUGGCAGAUGAUGGUGAGUGUGACAUCUGCCAGGCUCCAGAAACAGCAGAACACGCAAUUAUAUUCUGUCCGAAAUACAAUGACUUAAGAUCAAAGUAUUCUUUCGAACUGAAACUCAACAGUCUAACUGAUUUACUUAAAUUGAACGACACAAAACUAUUCCAAGAAGUUACUGAUUUUGUCAAGAAAGCUAAAUUGAAUUUAUGA